CAACCACGCAAAUUCCCAGGUACAACAUACCAGGAGGAAUUUAAGCACAUCAAACGAUGCAAUGAACGCAGGCACCGUCAGGACGACCAGAAGGCAGAGCGGCAGGCCGUUGGGCAUCUACGUUGCGGGCGCCGCGCUACGCCUGGCCCUCUUCACUCUUUUUCCAGGCCUGCCCGACUUGCUGACCGGCCGCGUCGAGAUCUCUACGCCUGUGACGAGCUUCAAGAGGUUGCAAGAAGGUCUCUUCCUAUACAACCACAACGUCUCCCCCUAUGACGGCGGCGUAUACCACCAAGCGCCCCUCCUCCUUCCGCUCUUCUCGCUUCUGCCCGAUGCGGCGACAUACCCAAUAUUCACAGCGCUGCUGUACAUUGCCGUCGACCUCUUCUGCGCCGAUGCUCUCCUUCAGAUUGCUGAGUCGGGCGAGGCCGGAUCCUCUGCUAAGUUCCAGUCUCCUCGACGUCAGAGGAGAUGGAGCGGAGCGAUUGUGGCUGCCAUAUACCUUUUCAGCCCCUUCACAAUAGCGACAUGCAUCGGCCGCUCGACCGCCGUUUUCACCUCGUGCGCCAUCCUCCACGCCAUUGCAAAGGCCAUUCAGGGUCGCACCCUCGGCGCCUUGGUCUCUAUCGCAUUCGCCUCGUACCUAUCCAUGUCUCCGCUGCUCCUCCUCCCACCGCUCCUCGUCCUAGCCUACGAUCGCCAGCCGGCCGCCCCCGCGCGCGCCCACCUUUCGACCUCGCCGAUCACUUUCGCCCUCGUGGGCACAGGAGUAGUCGUGGCGGUCCUUACUGUCCUUGUCGCCCUCUCACUCGUCAUCACCACCUUCUCCUGGGAGUUCUUGGCAUCAACCUACGGCAUCCAGCUGACGCUCGCGGACCUGACGCCCAACGCGGGGUUGUGGUGGUACUUCUUCAUCGAGAUGUUUGACCCGUUCCGCUCCUUCUUUCUCGCUGUCUUUUGGCUGCACCUAGCUUCCUACGUCGGCGGGCUCACCAUCCGCAUCCGCACCCAGCCCCUCGCCGCCCUCUCGAUCCUCCUCGGCCUGUUCGCCAUCUUCAAGCCCUACCCAUCCAUAGCCGACACGGCCUUGUUCCUGGGCCUGCUGCCCCUCUUCCGCCACAUCUUUCCUCUGAUGCGCUACCCUUUCGUCAUCGCGGCCGUCAUCGUCUAUGCAGUCUUCCUGGGUCCUGCCUUUUGGCACCUGUGGAUCUAUGCCGGUAGUGGCAAUGCAAACUUCUUCUACGCCAUCACGCUGGUUUGGAGCUUGGUGCAGAGCCUGUUGGUAAGCGACUUGACGUUUGCGCUGCUGAGAGACGAGUGGGAGGUAGACAGGCCCGAAAUGGUUGGUAAGGAAAUUCGACAGAUCUAGAAAGAAAAAGAAAGAAAAAAAUACUGGCGGGAAAGGCAGUCGGAUGUAUGGUUCGACACCUGAUGUUUUGAGAGAAGAUGAAUUGUACAAAUAUUACACUAAACUACCUGAAAGACCAACAUCAAAUAUGCCUUGCUUUCUUGCUACAAGCCUUUCCAUUAUGCCAUGCAUGCAUGUUUAGAGCGUUGUUUUCCCCAAAUAUGAUUUUACAACAUGAAACUCCGCUCCGUCACCCUGAAAAGAUCUUCUCCUACCUCGCAAACUGACCAGCGCCCAAUUGCCUACCGGCGCCGCCCAAGACCGCACCCGCAGAACCCACAGCCCACAGGCCCCCGAGCCUCCGCACCCUAUCAAACACCUGCAGCGGGGCGCCGAACCUGUGCGUGGCCAAGACGUCCCGCAGCAGCAUGACGGCAGCCGCGACGACCGACGCCGACAGCACGCCCAGGCCCAGCGUCCACGCGACCUCGCCGUGCUCCAUGCUGCCGCCCCGGCCCGUCGUCC
Messenger RNA from Pyricularia grisea, 1873 nucleotides. RefSeq lists its product as uncharacterized. Bases 62 to 1369 code for a protein of 435 amino acids. Gene Ontology annotation, cellular component: GPI-anchor transamidase complex; membrane. NCBI's taxonomy places the organism in Eukaryota, Fungi, Ascomycota, Sordariomycetes, Magnaporthales, Pyriculariaceae. Gene Ontology annotation, biological process: protein localization to cell surface; attachment of GPI anchor to protein. The record is from RefSeq and is a predicted model, not a curated record. The transcript is spliced from 3 exons.